Molecule: messenger RNA, 2391 nt
Organism: Penaeus vannamei (Pacific white shrimp)
Lineage: Eukaryota; Metazoa; Arthropoda; Malacostraca; Decapoda; Penaeidae
Source: RefSeq, a predicted model, not a curated record
AUGACAUUUAAGGUCAACCUCCAAUUCUUCGAGUUAUAUAGUAUCUGCCUUUGCAAGAAGACGCCCGAACGCACUGCAGAACUUAUAACUGCCGCCCAUCAAAGGACUCUCCGUUUUCAAGUGUUCCCCGAUUCUCCGACUCCCGACUCCUGGCCUGGCACCCCUCACCUCCUGGACACACCGCUCCUCCUGGCACACCGCGCUCCUCCUGACACCGCUCACCUACCUCUGGCACCCCUCACCACCGUCUGGCACACACCUGCAACGCUCCUGGCACCCUCACCCAACCUCCUGGCACGCGCGCACCCUCCUGGCAGCCGGCUCACCUCACCUCCUGGCACACCCUCACCUCACCUUCCUGCACAAGACUCACCUCCUGGCACGCCUCACUCUCACCUCCGGCACAUUGCCUGCGCUCCUACCGCUCCUCAUGGCAACCCUCUAGGACGCUCCUGGCACAAUAAAGCGCACUACACCACUCACCUGCACUGGCACCCUCAACCUCACCUCCUGGCACACCCUCGACGCUCACCUGGCACAGCCACCUCACCUCCUGGCACACUCCUCACCUUCCCUGGCACACCCUCAAACCUUCCUGGCACACCCUCAACACCUCCUGCAACACCCUCACUCCUGGCACCUCACCUUCCUGGCACUAGCCCUCACCUGCACCCUCCUGGCAACCCUCACCUCCUGGCAACCCUCACACUUCCUGGUACCACUCACCUUCACCGCUGGCACCUACCUCACCUCCUGGCACCUCAACCGCACCUCCUGGCACCCUCACCACCUGCCUGGCAACACCUACACCUCUGCGCACUCCUCACCCUGGCAACAACACACCUACACCCCUCAAACCUCCUGCACACCCUCACUUCGCUGGCACCCCUCACCUCCUGGCACCCCAUACCCCUCACCCACUGGCACACCCGCACCUCCUGGCAACAGCCACUCACGCUCCGGCACAUCACGUCACCCUCACCUCCUGGCACCACCAGAGGUACCCUUCAACUUCCUGCGGCACACCCUACCUCCCUGCGCACAACCUUCUCCACUCCUCCACUGGCACACCCCAACACAACUACCCUCUACUCACUCCUGGCACACCCUCACCUCCUGGCCACACCUUACUCUCCCCUCACCUCCUGGCACACCCAGCAACUCCUGGCCACCUCCGCACUCACCUCCCUAGCACCCUCACCUCACCUCCUGUGCACACCUCACACUCCGGCAACAACACCCUCACCUCCUGGCACACCCUGCACCUCCUGGUUUCCCGGCACUCUGGACAAAAACCCCUCCCGUCUCACCAUCCUGGCACAUAUGUCUCAACCUUCUGCGCACACUCUCACCUCUCUUGGCAACACACUUAUACCCGGCACCUCCUGGCACAUCCGCACCUCCUGGCAACACCCUCACCUCCCUGCAACAGUCCCUCCACUCCUGGGCACACACCUCACCCUCCUGGGCACAUCCGCCCUCCUGGCAGCACGCUCGCACUCUCCUGGCACAGUCGCACCUCCUAGGCACACCCUCAACCUCCUGGCAAAAAACAUCCGACGUUCCUGGCCCUGCCAUCAUCCCUCACCUCCUGGCAACACCUCCACCUCCUGGCACACCUGCGACCUCUGGCACACAACUCUCCUGUACCUCCUGAGCAGCACAUCUCUGGUCCUAAGGCCCCUCGGACCUCCUGGCACAUCCCACCUCCUGGCACACCCUCACCUCCUGAGCACAAUCCGCACGCUCCCUGGCACCCUCACCUCCUGGCACCAGUUGCAGGAGCGGGGGUCUUCACCUUACCUGGCCCAGCAGGUCAACCUCUUGGCACCUGACUUGCCAUCCUGGCAACGAUUUCAGAUCUUCCUCACCUCCUGGGCACAUCAAGGCCUCCACUCCAUCCCUGGCACAUUUACUCAACACAAACCUGCACGCACCUUUAUCCUUCCUGGCACAUUACUCCCUGCACCGUCCAUCCCUGGCAUCCUCACCGCUCCCUGGCACGCCCUCCUCUCACCAUUCCUGGCACGAAGCUUCCACUUACUCUCACCUCCUGCAACACCCUCUACCUCCUGCACCACACACCGCAACCUCCUGGCACAUCCGCAUCUUCUGGCACACCCGCACCUCCUGGCACAUCCUCACAACCUUCCUCGCGCAACACCCGCCCUCGCUGGGCAGCCGGCCUCACCUCCUGGCACAGCACCCGCAUCUUCUGGCACCCGGCCCGUCACGCGCCUUCGUUCACUGGCACCGUCCUCUAGGCGGUUGGAUUGCAUCUUGGACGGUCGUUAUCACUUGGCACCGUUGUCCUCAUACCGUGCCUGUGCAGACCGUUUUUCAUCUAUGCCCUCUGGCUCACCUCCUGUAGCGCACUCCAGCUCGGCUUGA